AUGAAGAACCCUUUUGCAUUGAAGGAGGACCCGGGGUCCAACAUCCCCAAGGAAGUCUAUGGCUACAGGCCCUAUGUCCUAGCCUUCUCCGCUGCUUGGGCGUCGGCCAUGUACGGCUACGACUCGGCCUUCAUCGGCGGCACCCUGAGCCUGCCGUCCUUCCGCAAGGCCUACGGCCUGGACAACAACACGGCCGGCCUGUCCUCCAACAUCGUGUCCACCUUCCAGGCCGGCGCCUUCUUCGGCUGCAUCGCCGGCUUCUUCGUCGCCGAGCGCUUCGGCCGCAAGCCGACCAUCAUGGUCUCGGGCGUCGUCUUCAUCAUCGGCGUCAUCCUCCAGAUGAUCGGCAGGCUGGGCCUGCUCUACGCGGGGCGCGCCCUGACGGGGCUGGGGAUCGGCGCCUCGUCGCUCAUGCUGCCCAUCUACAUCUCCGAGUGCUCGCCGGCGCUGAUCCGCGGCCGCCUGGUGGGGAUCUUCGAGAUCAUGCUGCAGGUCGCCCUCGUCUUCGGGUUCUGGGUCAACUACGGCGUGGACCGGGACAUGGACCCCGCGAGGGACAUCCAGUGGCACAUCCCCGUCGCCGUGCAGUUCAUCCCCGCGGGCCUGCUCCUGAUCAGCAUGCCCUUCCUCAUCGAGUCGCCGCGCUGGCUCGUCGCCAAGAACCGCGGCGAGCAGGCGCGCAGGGCGCUCAGCUGGGUCCGCAACCUGCCCGAGGACCACGCCUACAUCAGCACCGAGCUCGGCGAGAUCCAGGCCAGCGUGACGUACGAGCUCGAGCUGAGCGGCGGCAAGGACACGAACCUGCAGAUCCUGCGCGAGCUCGGCGCCAAGGGCAUCCGCAACCGCGUCAUCAUCAGCGUCCUGCUGAUGCUGCUCCAGAACCUCACUGGCAUUAACGCGAUCAACUACUACUCCCCAACGAUCCUCAAGGCCAUCGGCUUCACCGGCACGAGCGUCGGCCUCCUCGCCACGGGCAUCUACGGCCUCGUCAAGAUGUUCACGACCGUCAUCUUCAUGGUCUUCUUCGUCGACCGCUUCGGCCGGCGGUCCGCGCUGCUCGUCGGCGCCGUCGGCGCCAUGGUCGCCAUGUUCUACCUGGCGGGCUACUCCAAGCUCAGCGGCUCCUUCGAGGGGCGCGCCAAGCAGGACGCCGGCAGCAACGCCGCGUUGGCCAUGAUCUACCUCUACGCCAUCUUCUACGGCUUCUCGUGGAACGGCAUCCCCUGGAUCUUCGCGUCCGAGGUGCUGCCCAACCGCAUCCGCACGCUCGGCAUGAUGUUCUCGGUCUGCAUGCAGUGGCUCGCCCAGUUCAUCGUCGUCUACUCGCUGCCCUACAUGAUCAAGGCCAUCACCUACGGCACCUUCAUCUUCUUCGGCACGUGCACCGUCGUCGCCUUCUGCUUCGCCUACGUCUUCGUGCCCGAGACCAAGAACGUGGCGCUCGAGGACAUGGACCUCAUGUUUGGAAAGGAGGCGCCCCUGUUUGCGCCGUCCGCGCGCAAGAGGUACCUCGAGAUCCGGGCGGCGGGGCUGAACACGGCUCUCAUUCACGAGGCGGAGCGCAAGGCCGAGGAUGCGGACGUGGAGAGGGCGGAGCAUGGCGGCCAGUCGUAA
Molecule: messenger RNA, 1614 nt
Organism: Thyridium curvatum
Lineage: Eukaryota; Fungi; Ascomycota; Sordariomycetes; Thyridiales; Thyridiaceae
Exons: 3
Coding region: 1-1614 (537 amino acids)
Biological process (GO): transmembrane transport; carbohydrate transport
Cellular component (GO): membrane
Molecular function (GO): carbohydrate:proton symporter activity
Source: RefSeq, a predicted model, not a curated record